This is a messenger RNA of Paramecium tetraurelia, 411 nucleotides long. RefSeq lists its product as uncharacterized. The record is from RefSeq and is a predicted model, not a curated record. Gene Ontology annotation, biological process: protein phosphorylation. The transcript has a single exon. Gene Ontology annotation, molecular function: ATP binding; protein kinase activity. Lineage: Eukaryota; Ciliophora; Oligohymenophorea; Peniculida; Parameciidae.
AUGAUCAAUGGUAAUCCACCAUUCCACGAUCCAUAAAGAAGAGUUGAAAUGAUCACCAAACAAAUUUUACUCAACGAUCCUAACUAUCCUAAGACCAUGAGUCCAGCUGCAUGUGAUUUAAUUCAGAAACUACUCAAAAAUGAUCCUAAAGAACGCAUAGGAGUUAAAGGAGGAUAUGAUGAAAUAAAGAAUCACCCCUUCUUCAAUUCCAUCAGCUGGGAUGUCAUUCAUCUGUAGGUGUCUCCACUCAAAACAUUUGCUGAAAAGAGCAAUUUAAAAAACUCAACAAGAGUAGUUAACCAACCUCCUCAAACUUUAGAAGACACCCCAUGUAAUCCUUAAAUGCCCAAUGGGAAAAUAGAUGGCAUCACAUAUUUGGGUGAGGGUGAAACUUUCAAUUCCAAAAUUUGA